Messenger RNA from Pleurotus ostreatus (oyster mushroom), 1008 nucleotides. RefSeq lists its product as uncharacterized. The record is from RefSeq and is a predicted model, not a curated record. Gene Ontology annotation, biological process: DNA damage response; fatty acid metabolic process. The transcript has a single exon. The coding region runs from base 1 to 1008 and encodes 335 amino acids. NCBI's taxonomy places the organism in Eukaryota, Fungi, Basidiomycota, Agaricomycetes, Agaricales, Pleurotaceae. Gene Ontology annotation, cellular component: mitochondrial matrix.
AUGACCUCCGUACUUCGAUCGCACCCACUCCAGUCGAACAAACGCAGACUCGAGGCAGAAUCAACUUCUACAAAGAAGCAGAAGCGUCUGCACGCCGAACUAAGGCUCGAGAUACCACCGCUCAAGUUCCCUUCGACGCACUGCUCGACGGAUGACGACCCGCUGUUCACCCCGGCGAGCUCAGGCGAAACUAGUUCUCGGGCUGACUCUCUCUUCGGCGAAGAAACGGCGUUCUCAACGGGGAGAACAGAUAAUCCCCCCUACAAGGAAACUAUUGCGUCCGCAUCCCGCACAGCGCCUCCCAUUCCUGGAUUCUUUUUCAAUCCAGCUGUCGAAGUAUCUUACGAUAUAGGCGCCCGCGUACUAGCACAAUGCAUGGAAACGUAUUUCCAGAAGCCCGAUGUAAACCAAAUCAUGCUUUUCGGCAGAGCACCUUCGCCAGGAACACCCGAGUCGACACCUGCGAGUACAUCCUUCCCCCCGAUACUCAACGAAUUGUUGACAUCACUCUCAAACGACCUUCGCGAAUACCUCCCACCGGCAACUUACGAUUUACUAUUUCCUGCUUCACCGCGUCGGGCUCGCCAGGCUAUCAUUAAUCUCUAUCACCCUGGUGAAGGCAUCUCGUCACAUGUGGAUCUGCUGGGCCGCUUUGGCGAUGGCAUAAUUGGCGUCAGCUUCGGCAGUGGAUGUGUGAUGCAGUUCGACCGUGUGCACACCGAGGUGGAGUCGCAGGGCGAACCCAGUGUUGACCACACUCAUGUUGACGCCACAACGACGUGUAAUGCCGACCCUACGGAGGAUAGGUACGAUCUGUACCUUCCUGAGAGAAGCGUCAUAGUAUUGUCUGGUGAGUCACGGUACAAAUGGACUCACGGCAUCGCGCGAAGAGCCGACGACGUCGUAGGAACCGAAACGUUGCACAGAGGCACCCGCAUGAGUAUCACAUUCAGGUGGUUGCUCCCCGGUGCCGAGAUAGUUGGGGAUACAGUCGGUCCUGCCAUCUAG